GAGCUGAGCAGACGUGAUUAAUAAAGAGAAGAAAGGAGCCAUGGAGGGUGCGCUGGCUUUUAAAACAGUGAUGGUAGUGGUGGUUGUAGCCCUCUGCAGAGCGGUGCCCACCCCUUCACCCAGCCAAGAAGAGCUCUCUAAAGCCCAGGACUAUCUGUCUCAGUUUUUCUCUGAAGUGGGCGUCAGUGCACCCAACAGUGUCUGGCGCAGCUCUCUCGACUCCUUCGAAGACACUCUGAGAAAAAUGCAGGAGUUUUACGGCCUGCAAGUGACAGGGCAUUUAGACACCAACACUAUGGACGUGAUGAAUCGCCCUCGUUGUGGCUUCACAGACGUCAGCCAAUACAGCCACUUCGACGGUCGACCAAAGUGGCAAAAGACUCUGGUUACAUACAGGAUAAAAAACUACACGCCGGACCUGAGUCAAGUUGACGUGGAUGCCACCAUAGCCAAGGCUCUGAAAAUCUACAGUGACGUCAUUCCUCUGGAUUUCAAGCAGAUUGACAGCGGCACCGCUGACAUCAUGAUCAUUUUCAAGAGUGGAGACCAUGGAGACUUUGCUCCAUUUGAUGGGCAGAGUGGGGUUUUGGCCCAUGCAUUCUCCCCUGGAGCAGGUCAUGGGGGUGACACCCACUUUGAUGAAGAUGAAAACUGGACUCUGACCUCAGGAGGAGCCAACCUGUUCUUGGUAGCAGCCCAUGAGUUUGGCCAUGCACUUGGGCUGGCCCAUUCUCAGGUCCAGACAGCGCUGAUGUAUCCCACCUAUAAGUAUGUGAACACAGAGGGGUACAAGCUGCCAGAUGACGACAUACAGGGAGCACAAGCUAUCUACGGAAUCAGAGCAACAUCAGUUCAACCAGCGGCUGAACCUGAACCAAAUCCACAGCCUACCAUAAAACCUUUGCCAGAACCACAACCUACACCUGAGCUAGAUCCUGAACCCACACCAGAUUGGUGCACAAGGGACAUCGUUUUUGAUGCUGCAACCUCCAUCCGGAGAAACCUUUACUUCUUUAGAGAUGGACAUUUCUGGAAGAGGAGCAGCUCUUGGGACGGUAUCACCAUGAAGAGUAUCCAGUCUGUCUGGCCUGGAAUCAGUAAAGUUGAUGCUGCCUAUGAGCAUAAGAAUACUGUCAUUUUCUUUGAAGGGGACCAUUACUGGAGGAUCAGUGGAAACACUGUCCUACCUGAUUAUCCCAAACCUCUCAGGGGCUUUGGCCUCCCUCCAUACGUCAAGAAGGUGGACGCUGCUGUCCAUGUGCCAUUUACAAGCAAAACCCUGAUCUUUGUGGGGCGCAAAUACUGGAGCUACAAUGAAAGGAAAGGCAGAAUGGAUUUUGGGUACCCAAGACUCAUAAAGAUAGAGCUCCCUGGGAUUGGCUAUCGAGUGGAUGCUGCUUUCGUGAACAGUGGUUACCUGUACUUUUCAAGUGGACCCAGACAGAUUGAGUACCACUACCAACGAAGAAGAGUGAUGCGCACCCUUUCAAACUAUGCAUGGAUGGAUUGUGACUAAAAAAACAAUAUUCCAUUCACACAAACACACACACACACACACACAC
Paralichthys olivaceus (Japanese flounder) is the source of this 1562-nucleotide messenger RNA. NCBI's taxonomy places the organism in Eukaryota, Metazoa, Chordata, Actinopteri, Pleuronectiformes, Paralichthyidae. The record is from RefSeq and is a predicted model, not a curated record.